UUCUUCUUUCGUUUCUUGUUAAAACACUUCCAUUUCUUGCAACAUUAUAUUAUUAGCAACCGUUUAAGAAAAAAAUGAAGGCAGGUGCUCUUGAACUUGGACAUGAUUCAAAGGCUACAAGUUCAGUUCCAAAAAGUGGGGUGAAUAGAGGAAUGUCUAUACUAGAAUUGUUUAUAAGGAUAAUUACCAUAAUUGCCACAUUAGGAAGUGCCAUUGCCAUGGGAACUACUAAUGAAACACUUCCUUUUUUCACUCAAUUUGUUCGUUUCAAGGCCAAGUACAACGAUCUUCCCACCUUCACGUUCUUUGUGGUGGCAAAUGCCAUAGUAAGUGCAUAUCUAGUACUUUCUUUGGGGUUGUCCAUCUACCACAUCAUGAGGAGCCGGGCACAAGCAAGCAGGGUAGCCUUAAUAUUCUUCGACGCGGCAAUGCUGGCGUUAUUGACAGCGGGAGCAUCGGCAUCAGCAGCAAUAGUAUACUUAGCACACAAGGGAAAUACAAAGACAAACUGGUUCCCAAUCUGCCAACAGUACGAUUCCUUCUGCCAUAGAACAUCAGGAUCAGUAGUUGGUUCCUUUGCAGGAGUCGUACUCUUCAUACUCUUGGUCUUGCUCUCUGCUGUCGCCCUUUCUCGUCGUUAUUGAUUCAUCAAUUUGUGCUCGUUAAUUUCUCAAGAUUUGAGUGUGUCUUUCACGUUUAACAUGGUUUUUAAUUUCUUGUAUCAUGCUCUUUCAGCUUUCUCUCUUUUCGUUUUUAA
Messenger RNA from Capsicum annuum, 757 nucleotides. Its product is annotated as casparian strip membrane protein 1. Lineage: Eukaryota; Viridiplantae; Streptophyta; Magnoliopsida; Solanales; Solanaceae. The transcript is spliced from 3 exons. The coding region runs from base 75 to 644 and encodes 189 amino acids. The record is from RefSeq and is a predicted model, not a curated record.